AUGGUCCCCCAAGGAGGGCCGUCCCAGCGCCUCAACGAGCUGUUGGACUCCAUAAGGGCCGAGUUCGAGACUGAGUCUCAGCGUAGCGUCGACUAUGAAGGCCAAAUUACUCGACACAUCCAAGAAAUCGAGAUGAUUCGUGGAAAGGUCUACGCUCUUGAGCAGCAGCAUAUCUCAGUCAAGACAAAGUAUGAGGAUGAGAUCGCGCGUCUUCAGCGUGAGUUGGAGGCCCGUGGUGGACCCAGCCAGUCCUCACAACAUCACGGCCCGUCUCAACCGCCUCCCCCCUCAAUCGGCCAUGGCCCCAGCAACCUGUUUGGCGGGAUUAUGGCUGGUAGUGCGGCUCAAGGUGGCCCUGGACUUGCCCCCCCUCCACAGGAACCUCCGCAACCCCAAGGCCUUCCGCCUCAUAUGCCUCAGGGUCCUCCUGGAUUGAACACUGCCCCAGGACCUCCUCAGCACUUUGGUGGGUAUCAGCCCGGCCCCUCGGUCAAUGGAUAUCCGCAGCCCACUGCUUCGCCCGGCGGGAAGCCGCGUGGAGGUCCGCCUCGAGGUCCACCAGGGCCGGCAACGCCCCAGCAGAACUCAGCUGCCCCCUAUCCUGGCUCUCCCCAGGUCCCACGCCCCACACCUCCCCCUAAUCAACAUCAGAACUCCAUUCUAGCAGCGAGUCAGGUUCCGUUGGCCCAGAGCAACACUCUCGCUGAUCUCGAUAUUGAGCAGCUGCCAGACAACCUCAAGAAAGAGGGCCAAGACUGGUUUGCGGUUUUCAAUCCUCGUGCAAGGCGAGUCUUGGAUGUUGACCUGAUUCAUAACCUACCCCACCAGAGUGUGGUGUGCUGUGUCCGCUUCAGCAUUGAUGGGCGGUAUGUUGCUACGGGGUGCAACCGUUCAGCUCAAAUCUUCGAUGUGGAAACGGGGAAUCUGGUUGCGCAUCUCCAAGAUGGCACUCUCCCUGAAGACGGUGACUUGUACAUCCGUAGCGUGUGCUUCAGCCCCAACGGCAUGUACUUGGCUACAGGUGCCGAGGACAAAGUUAUUAGGGUCUGGGACAUUCAGUCUCGCCAAAUUAAACACCAGUUCACUGGCCAUGAGCAAGAUAUCUAUUCCCUAGACUUCGCUCGCAACGGACGGAUAAUUGCCUCUGGUAGCGGGGAUCGUAGCGUUCGGCUGUGGGAUCUGGAGAGCAACAAACAAGUCCUCCACCUAUCAAUUGAGGAUGGUGUCACAACCGUGGCCAUCUCUCCAGACAAUCGCUUUGUCGCUGCCGGUUCUCUCGAUAAGAGUGUCCGCGUUUGGGACGUGGCUACUGGACAACUCGUCGUCCGCCUCGAAGGAGAAUUCGGACACAAGGAUAGUGUCUACUCUGUUGCGUUCGCUCCCUCUGGCGAUAAAUUGGUUAGCGGCAGCUUGGAUAAGACAAUCAAGAUGUGGGACUUGUCACCACCACCUCGCAUGAUGCCCGGCGGAGUCCCGGGUGGCCAGUGCAUCCGCACCUUUGAGGGUCACAAAGACUUUGUUUUGAGUGUCGCCCUCACGCCACAUGGCGACUGGGUAUUGAGUGGCUCCAAAGAUCGUGGCGUCCAAUUUUGGGAUCCUCUUUCGGGUGUCGCCCAACUCAUGCUUCAGGGUCACAAGAACUCAGUUAUCUCGGUUGCUCCAAGCCCAACAGGAGGCAUCUUCGCCACGGGCAGUGGCGACAUGCGCGCCAGAAUCUGGAGGUGA
Messenger RNA from Lindgomyces ingoldianus, 1725 nucleotides. RefSeq names its product WD40 repeat-like protein. Gene Ontology annotation, biological process: mRNA splicing, via spliceosome. Lineage: Eukaryota; Fungi; Ascomycota; Dothideomycetes; Pleosporales; Lindgomycetaceae. The transcript is spliced from 7 exons. Gene Ontology annotation, cellular component: U4/U6 x U5 tri-snRNP complex. The record is from RefSeq and is a predicted model, not a curated record. Gene Ontology annotation, molecular function: protein binding; U6 snRNA binding; U4 snRNA binding. Bases 1 to 1725 code for a protein of 574 amino acids.